AGAAAAAGUUUGUUCACAUGUCACGUCACCAAAGAGAACUUGAUACAAAACGACACGAGAGAUAAUGAACAUAAAACUAAGAUACCAUGUCUUCACUGAAUAUGUCUGUAUUUUGCUGAGUGUUCUUCAAGGACUGACUGCUGAUGUAAAAUGGGAUCCUAGAGGAUAUAUUUUGUAUUGCCCGUGCAUGGGUAGAUUUGGUAAUCAGGCAGACCACUUUCUAGGUGCACUGGCCUUUGCAAAGAGCUUGGACAGGACACUUGUGUUGCCACCAUGGAGAACAUAUAAAAACAUCCCCUUUGAUGAAUGGUUCAAAGUGGGCCCUUUGGAAGAGUAUCAUCGUGUUAUUCUGGCCGAGGACUUUAUGGCGGACUUAGCUCCAACCCACUGGCCGCCAGAGAAGAGGCAUGGCUGGUGUUGGAUGCUGUCCAGUGACAAGGACCAGGCUUGCAAGAUGAAGGAAGGGAAUCCAUUCGGGCCUUUUUGGGAUGGACUGAAUGUUGACUUUGUUGAUUAUGUGAUCUACAACCUGGGGUACGACUACACACAGAGCUGGAUUGACAGUUAUCCAGCCAGCAAGUACCCAGUGAUGGCCUUCAAGGGAGCCCCAGCUUCCUUCCCUGUCAAAGAGGAGCAUGUGAAUCUACAGAAAUACGUUCACUGGUCAGAGAAGAUGAAACUAGAAGCCUUGGAUUAUAUCAACAAGAGUUUUCCCGGAGAGGCUUAUGUUGGUCUACACAUGAGAAAUGGUCAAGAUUGGGAGAAUGCCUGUGUACAUGCCGAGGGUCGGUCAGCCUUCAUGGCUUCCCCACAGUGUUUGGGCUACACAGGGAAAGGAAAGGUUACCAGGGAGAUGUGUCUGCCUCCAGCUGAAGAAGUUCUCAGGUUAACCAGGGAGGUUGUUUUGACAUCCAAAGCAAGAGUUGUCUACGUGGCGACGGAUAGAAACCCCAUGCUGCAGGAGUUAGAGGAACACUUGAAAGACCUUCAGGUGCAGAUAUUUUACCACGACCCAUGGCUACCUCAGGUUGAUCUUGCCAUUUUAGGUAUGGCUGACCAUUUUAUUGGAAACUGUGUAUCCUCAUUUACUGCCUUUGUUGCACGAGAAAGAAAGGUGAACAAGAAACCGACAUAUUUUUGGGGUUAUUCAUAGCAUUCGUCCAAAAUCUGGUUAUAUUUUUCUAUCUUUACAUUUACAUGAUUUAAUCUAUUUACCAAGACCUGCAUUUUUGUCUUGGGGUGAUAUGUAAGGUGAAUGGCUAUUGUGUGGUUGCUUGACCUUGCUUUUGCUUUGAGAAUGAAUCAGAUUGUUAUGGGUUUUGUGUUUUAUAUUUAAAAAGAAUGACUGUCCAAUUGUAAAUUAUUAUGAUAUUAUUGUUACCAUACCCAUAAUGCUGUGUGAUACAUUCCCAUAGUAUGUCAAUCUCUAUAAAAACCAAUCCUAGUUUCCGCUAAUGAGGUCAGUUCAUGUUAGAAUUACAUUUUACAAACUUUGACCGAAACAUGAAAUGAUUUGACAAUAGGUCAACAAUAACAAAUCAG
Messenger RNA from Haliotis rubra (blacklip abalone), 1542 nucleotides. Its product is annotated as GDP-fucose protein O-fucosyltransferase 1-like. The record is from RefSeq and is a predicted model, not a curated record. NCBI's taxonomy places the organism in Eukaryota, Metazoa, Mollusca, Gastropoda, Lepetellida, Haliotidae. Gene Ontology annotation, cellular component: endoplasmic reticulum. Bases 65 to 1153 code for a protein of 362 amino acids. The transcript is spliced from 8 exons. Gene Ontology annotation, biological process: protein O-linked glycosylation via fucose; Notch signaling pathway; regulation of Notch signaling pathway. Gene Ontology annotation, molecular function: peptide-O-fucosyltransferase activity.